Molecule: messenger RNA, 1316 nt
Organism: Chanos chanos (milkfish)
Lineage: Eukaryota; Metazoa; Chordata; Actinopteri; Gonorynchiformes; Chanidae
Gene: wdr74
Product: WD repeat domain 74
Exons: 10
Coding region: 43-1191 (382 amino acids)
Biological process (GO): ribosomal large subunit biogenesis
Cellular component (GO): nucleolus; preribosome, large subunit precursor
Molecular function (GO): protein binding
Source: RefSeq, a predicted model, not a curated record
GCAAGCCACUCUAACAGUACUUAGAUUUAUGGUGCAGUUAGAAUGGCAGCGAAAAGUCAAAUAUGUUCAGUGUGGGUCGGGUCGGAAACGGGGAUAUUGAAAGGAGUGAGUCUGACCAAAAAACAAGCUUUCAACUUCUGCGAGAUGAGUUGCCUUAGUCGGGACCAGGAGGUGUGUGCAAUGGCAUGGGCCGAUCCUCACGAGUCAGAGGUAUUAGUUGGCUGUGUGAAUGGCACAGUGAAGACUUUUAGCACAGAGAAGGGGAUCUUCACAGAGAACAGACAGUGUGGUGAUGUCACACAGGGAAGAUUCACAGGGCUCGCCGUCACAGACAGUUCUCUCAUCACGUGUGUGGAGUCUGGGCUCCUGAAGGUCUGGAAGGAGGGCAGCACAGAGACAGUUGAGAUCAAUGCUGGCGCUGCCGUGUGUCGAAUGAGACAAAAUCCAGCCCAUCGCCAUCGAGUAGCCACUGGGGGCAAAGAGAACCCGCUCAAAGUUUGGGACCUGGAGAGACCAGACACUCCUAUAUUCACCGCUAAAAAUGUGCGAAAUGAUUGGCUGGACCUGCGUGUGCCUGUGUGGGUGAGAGACAUGGCCUUCAUCCCAGACUCUGACAAGAUAGUCACAUGCACCGGACACCAUCAGAUCCGCGUGUACGACCCGUCCACCCCUCAGAGACGACCGGUUCUGGAGGUUCAGUUUGGAGAGUACCCCCUCACAGCGCUCUCUCUGCCUGCCAGCCAGGGCUCUGUGGUUGUGGGCAAUACGCACGGGCAGCUGGCCGUCUUAGAUUUGCGGAAAGGCCUGGUGCGUGGGUGUCUGAAGGGGCUGGCAGGGGGGGUGCGGGGGCUGCAGUGUCACCCCUCUCUCCCCCUGGUGGCUUCCUGCGGUUUGGAUCGUUUUCUGAGAAUACACAGCCUGGAAGAUCGCUCUUUACAACACAAGGUGUACCUGAAGUCACGACUCAACUGCGUGCUGCUUUCUAGCAGAGGUUUGGAGCAGAGUGAUGGGGACGUUAACGGAGAGGUGGAGGAGGUGAAGGUGGAGGAGGCGGACGAGGGCGAUGAGGUGUGGGACACCAUGGAGACAGUAACAGAGAAAAGGAGAAAACGAAACGCAGGAGAAGAGGAAGAAGACGGAAAAGUCACAGAGAAACACGCCAAGAAAAAAAAAGCGGCGAAAAAUCUGUGAAUGUUGCUCGAAUAAAAGACUGCGGUGUGUUUUGUAGAUAAAGUUGCUGUCUCGUUACUUAAAGUGAAAUGUUGUCUUCAGUCCGUUUGUCACGUGGACUAAACCGGUUCACGGUGCACGACCUU